This is a messenger RNA of Aspergillus wentii DTO 134E9, 1293 nucleotides long. Its product is annotated as SGNH/GDSL hydrolase family protein. The coding region runs from base 1 to 1293 and encodes 430 amino acids. The transcript is spliced from 2 exons. The record is from RefSeq and is a predicted model, not a curated record. Lineage: Eukaryota; Fungi; Ascomycota; Eurotiomycetes; Eurotiales; Aspergillaceae.
AUGAACCUUUUCAUAUUCCUCUUCUUCAUCUGUAUCCAAGCCCUCCCAAAUACUCACUGGGUCGACAUAUGGACAUCCAUGCCCCAGCUGACCGAACCUGAUAACCUGCCUCCACCCCCAUUCAACGCAUCUACCAUCUUCGCCAACACGACAAUCCGCCAAACAAUCCACCUCACCCAAAACACAUCUACCAUCCGUCUUCGCUUCUCCAACGCAUUCGGUCUUGCUGAUCUUCCCAUUUCAAAUGUUACUAUUAGUCUCCCGCAACACCAGAAACCAGGAACAAGCUUGUCUGACACGGAAACUGUAAAGAAACUCACCUUUAAUGGGGAUAAUGGCAUCAUCAUACCGACUGGUGCACUGGCAGUCUCUGAUCCGAUUGACUUUCCAGUUCAAGCACAGUCGGAGCUCAUGGUGAGUUUGUAUUUACGGGAUGGGCAGGAUGGUGGUGCUAUUACGUCGCAUCCGGGAAGUCGGACAACGUCGUGGAUGGCGAGGGGGAACUUCGUGGAGAAGGUGAAUUUGACGGAUGCGAUGAGUGUUGAGCAUUGGUACUAUAUAAGUGCCGUCGAAGCCCUCCUCCCCUCUUCCACCUCUGCCUUUGCCAUAAUCGGGGAUAGCAUCACCGACGGACGGGGGAGUGACACGGAUGGAAAUAACCGGUACCCUCCCUUGCCCCUAUUAGUAUGCAGAACUAAUAAGUGCAGCUGGCCCGAUCUCCUCCUCACACGAAUGCAAGCAUUCCCUGAGACAUCCUCCAUCUCCAUCCUCAACCAAGCAGCGGGCGGAAACAGGGUGUUAAAAGACGGCCUUGGUCCUAACGCACUCAGUCGCAUUGAUCGGGAUAUCCUCGCUCACUCCGGAGUCCGUUAUGCGAUGCUCUUUGAGGGGGUUAAUGAUAUCGGCGUAACCGCUGCAGAUGAAUACAAUCAGACAAUGAUAGGAGAUAGAUUGAUUGUUGCAUAUCAGCAAAUCGUGACACGUCUGCACGCGGCUGACAUCCCAGUGUUUGGUGGUACGAUUACGCCAUUCGGGACUAGUUCGAAUGCUUCAUAUGUCCAGCCGUAUUCACAUCCAGAAAGGGAAAAGACGCGACAGCGGGUGAAUGAGUGGAUACGAACGAGUGGGGUGUUUGACGCGGUGGUGGAUUUUGAUGAGAUGUUGAGGGAUCCUGAUCAGCUGGAUGUAUUGGCUGAGGAGUAUGAUUCUGGGGAUCAUUUGCAUCCGAAUGUUAGGGGGUAUCAGGCUCUGGCUGAUGGAUUUCCAUUGGAGAUUUUCAAUUCCAUGAACUGA